GACCGAGGAGAUGACGCCAUGGACCUAAAUUUGCCAAACAUGCGAUGACGGUUCCCAAGUCAAAUUCAUCUUCCCCAUUGUCUACACCGUCUCUCCUUCUCCCAUCCCGCACCCCACCACAAGAAAGGGGGUAAAGUGAAGAAAAAUCCAAUAUUUCAGCUCCAUCAUCGCCCCCAUUUCACGUCUAUAUCUUUUCUACUUUACACAAUUGUAUACAAAUACACUUUUAUAUAACUGGAAUUUGACAUUUAUAUUGAAAGAGAAAGGAGGGAAAUUAUGAAGAAUAGAAGCUAUGGAAAAGUGUCUGCAAAAUGGGUCCCAAUUUUCUCUCUCUGUUUCUUCUUUCUUGGCAUGUUCUUCACCACCAAAUUGUGGAUUUCAUUGGAAUCGAACAAACAGCUCAUUGCCCAGCAUAGACGUGAACAAGAGCUGCAGAUCGUGUCUGAGGAUUGCACUACCAAGAAGAAGAAAGCAGGAGGUCAAGAUAAGAAUGUAAUGAAUGAGGUGUACAAAACCCAUGAAGCAAUUCGAUCACUGGACAAGUCAAUUUCGAUGCUUCAGAUGGAGUUAGCAGCCACUAGGGGUGUUCAGGAGAAGGGAAGGACGGACGGGUCAGCUGUAAAUUCUAACGAGGGGUCUCCAAAGAAGAAGGCAUUUAUGGUAAUCGGUAUAAAUACGGCUUUCAGUAGUAGGAAGAGGCGUGAUUCUAUUAGAGAAACUUGGAUGCCUCAAGGGGAACAACUUCGGAGAUUGGAGCAAGAGAAGGGCAUUGUUGUCCGGUUUAUGAUUGGACACAGCGCAACAUCUAAAAGCAUACUGGAUCGAGCUCUUGACUCUGAAGAAGCUCAACACAAGGACUUUCUCAGGCUGGAGCAUGUUGAAGGAUAUCAUGAAUUAUCGGCAAAAACCAAAAUUUUCUUUGCCACUGCUGCUGCAAAAUGGGAUGCCGAUUUUUAUGUCAAGGUCGAUGAUGACGUCCACGUCAAUUUGGGUACACUAGCAGCGACUCUUGCUCGUCAUCGGUCAAAACCCAGAGUUUACGUUGGGUGUAUGAAAUCAGGACCUGUUCUUUCUCAAAUGAAUGUUAAGUACCAUGAACCCGAGUUCUGGAAAUUCGGAGAAGAAGGAAAUAGAUACUUCCGACACGCAACUGGUCAGAUUUAUGCUAUAUCUAAGGAUUUGGCUAACUACAUCUCAAUUAAUCAGCCCAUAUUGCAUAAGUUUGCGAACGAAGAUGUGUCGCUUGGUGCUUGGUUUAUUGGUCUAGAAGUCGAGCACAUAGAUGAACGCAGUAUGUGUUGUGGCACUCCACCAGAUUGUGAAUGGAAAGCACAAGCAGGUAACGUUUGUAUUGCCUCCUUCGACUGGAGCUGCAGUGGAAUUUGCAAGUCAGUCGAAAAGAUUAAAUUUGUACACAAACAAUGUGGUGAAGGAGAAGAGGCUCUUUGGAAUGCUUUACUGUAGAUUCAUAUGAAAGGGGGAAAAAAUCUUCGAUUAACAAAAAAGUAAAAACUAAUACUCCCCCGGUUUCAACUAUCAGGUAAUACAGAAUGAUACAUACGGUUUUCAAGAUUUGCGAUCGAUAUGUGACAUUGUAGGUAUAGACAUAAUUAUGAUUUUGAGGCAAUGAGUGUUCGACUCUAGACGGCUGAGAUGGGAUGGCUUGAUAUGUAGUCUUGUUAGAAGGCUAAUUAUUGAUGAUUAGUUCUUCGAUAUUCGAACGAUGUUCUAUUUUGUGUGUGUGUGUGUGUGUGUUUUGUUUUUUGUUUUUUUUUUUCAUGCAAAAAGAAUUACUGAACAAGAAAAUGCCCAGCUGUGUAAAUAAAAGGUCUCCCUUUGCAAAAUUA
Molecule: messenger RNA, 1847 nt
Organism: Olea europaea var. sylvestris
Lineage: Eukaryota; Viridiplantae; Streptophyta; Magnoliopsida; Lamiales; Oleaceae
Product: beta-1,3-galactosyltransferase 7-like
Exons: 11
Coding region: 277-1464 (395 amino acids)
Cellular component (GO): Golgi membrane
Molecular function (GO): beta-1,3-galactosyltransferase activity
Source: RefSeq, a predicted model, not a curated record